AUUAUAGGUAUCAUUUAGUCAAUAUUUUGCUGAAAGGAAAUUUCCAGGGCCGUAAAAUACUAUAAUUUAAAAAAAAGUCGUCAAUCUGACAAGCUAACAAAUUAAAUAAUUUCAUAUCGAAAAAGCAUGAAAUUACUGUUUCAAACACUUCGAAAUACCCAUAAUAAAUAACCUAUAUAACAUCGUUGUUGUGCUUGAUAUGGUUUAAUGUUUGUUUAGUAAUAUUAAUUAGAUUACCUACAUUAUUGAACAGCUGUCGCGCUCACAUAUAUUCAACCAGGUUUGAGUAAAAAUAUAUACAUUUUAUAGGAAAAACGAGUGAAUUCUUAUAAAUUAUUAUACAGGCUUAUUUUGAAAUUGCUAUAAUUUUUCAAUAAUGGCGAAGUCUGUUAAAAAAAAGCCACAAUUGCCUAAAUCAGUGCUAGAUAUGAAGUUUAUGAAAAAAACAAAAGACCGCAUAGAAAAAGAGAUCGAAAAUACUCAAGAUCAUGAUAGUUUAUAUUCCAAUAUAAUCACCAGUGAAAUGCGACACGCAACUGGUAACUUUAUAACAGAAUCCAGUUUUCUAGUUUGCGAAGACUUGUUAGAAGGUAGACUUUCAUAUAAAGGCAUGAAUUUGGAAAUAGAACGCCUUAUGGAAUUAGAGAGUAAAAACGAAGAACCAGAUCAAGAUAUGCAAAAAGAUAUAUCUGAUGAUAUAUUGGCUAAGAAAAUGGAAGCUUUUAACAAAAGGAAGAGAUCACAUAAUAGUCCCAGUAAAUACAAUGCUAUUAAACGAAGAAAGUGAACACUACCAACAAUUAUAAUUAAUGAUAUGUGAGGAUUGGUAAGGUUUCAAUAGUAGAUUAAAUAUACUCUUUGCUUGAGUUGAUUAAUAGCAUACAAGUUCAAACAAAUGAGACAUUAAUGGUAAUUGUAUAACAAUAAUUCUAAUUCAACUGAUUGUUACAUAGUCUACUCAGUGUAUAGAAGAUUUCAAUUAAUGAAACACUAUUUUAUUCAAUAGAUAUUUAAUGUGUUAAACAAUUACAAAAUUAAAUUACAUGUGGAGAUAUUUUGUUGAAAAAUUAAAUUAUAUCAGUCUGUUUUAAUUUUUAUAAUAAUACUUGCUAUAGUAUAGUAGGAUUAUAAUUAUAGGAUUAGUAAAUUGUAUAUAGCUUUCCCAUGCAAUAACAAUAAAGUUCUUUUUUUUUACUAUUAAAAUAUAUGCUGCUUUUGUUCCUAAGGUGCUUCCACAGUGAUGCAGUGUCACACACACCAGCUCAUUUGUUCACAUAUUGUACUACAAAUAUUUGUGAUCUCAUAAAGACUAUUGCAAUCACAUUUGUUCUAUCUAGACUGAAUAUACAGAAAUUUGAAUUUUAAUAUUGAGUUAUUAUUUAAUCCAAAUAAUAUCUAAUAGAUUAC
Achroia grisella is the source of this 1407-nucleotide messenger RNA. RefSeq names its product M-phase phosphoprotein 6 (gene Mpp6). The record is from RefSeq and is a predicted model, not a curated record. The transcript has a single exon. Bases 377 to 787 code for a protein of 136 amino acids. NCBI's taxonomy places the organism in Eukaryota, Metazoa, Arthropoda, Insecta, Lepidoptera, Pyralidae. Gene Ontology annotation, biological process: maturation of 5.8S rRNA.